GGAAGGGGAGGGUAAAUGUUUAAGGAAAGGAAAAAACAACCCUUUGACGAGAACUCUAUAAAAGCAGAGCCUUUCCAAAGAGCUGUCCUAUUUGGCAGCUGCUGCCUCACCCAUAGCUGACAUUGAAGAGGAUUCUCCUCUCCCAAACUACCUGUCGCCAUGGCCCACCGAUUCCCAGCCCUCACCCCAGAACAGAAGAAGGAGCUCGCUGAAAUCGCCCAGUGCAUUGUUGCAAACGGAAAGGGGAUCCUGGCUGCAGACGAGUCUGUGGGCACCAUGGGGAACCGCCUGAAGCGGAUCAACGUGGAGAACACGGAGGAGAACCGCCGGCAGUUCCGAGAAAUGCUCUUCACCGUGGACAGUUCUGUCAGCCAGAGCAUCGGGGGCGUGAUCCUUUUCCACGAGACCCUCUACCAGAAGGACAGCCAGGGCAAGCUGUUCAGAGACAUCCUCAAGGAAAAAGGAAUCGUGGUGGGAAUCAAGUUAGACCAAGGAGCUGCUCCUCUUGCAGGCACAAACAAAGAAACCACCAUUCAAGGGCUUGACGGUCUCUCUGAGCGCUGUGCUCAGUACAAGAAGGAAGGUGCUGACUUUGGGAAGUGGCGUGCUGUGCUGAGAAUCGCCGACCAGUGUCCAUCCAACCUUGCCAUCCAGGAAAACGCCUACACCCUGGCCCGCUACGCCAGCAUCUGCCAGCAGAAUGGCUUGGUACCCAUUGUUGAACCAGAAGUCAUUCCUGAUGGAGACCAUGACCUGGAACACUGCCAAUAUGUUACUGAGAAGGUCCUGGCUGCUGUCUACAAGGCCCUGAAUGACCAUCAUGUUUACCUGGAGGGCACCCUGCUAAAGCCCAAUAUGGUGACUGCUGGACAUGCCUGCACCAAGAAGUAUACUCCAGAGCAGGUGGCUAUGGCCACCGUCACAGCUCUCCACCGCACUGUUCCUGCCGCUGUUCCUGGCAUCUGCUUUUUGUCUGGUGGCAUGAGUGAAGAGGAUGCCACUCUCAACCUUAACGCUAUCAACCUUUGCCACCUACCAAAGCCCUGGAAACUAAGUUUCUCUUAUGGACGGGCCCUGCAGGCCAGUGCACUUGCUGCCUGGAGUGGCAAGGCCGCAAACAAGAAGGCAACCCAGGAGGCUUUUAUGAAGCGGGCUGUGGCUAACAGCCAGGCAGCCAAAGGACAGUAUGUUCACACAGGCUCUUCUGGUUCAGCCUCCACCCAGUCACUCUUCACUGCCAGCUACACCUACUAGGACCUCACGCCGGCCAGCCUUGCUCUAGCUCUCCUAGAUGUCCUAGUAGGAGGGCUGAAAAGGCGCAACCUUUUGACCGAUCCUGGAAAUUAGACAAAAUUAGAUGGGAACAACUGGAAACACAGUACCUGUUAAAUUGUUAAACACAAGUUAAAAAUACAAGUACAAAUAUCAAGGAUCUGACAAAUUUCCACAAAAUGCAUUCCUUGCAAAACUUCCAGCUCCUCACUUCCCUGAGUUUUCACUUGAAGAAAAGAAUAGGAUUUAAAAUAAAAUCUGCUCUCUGCCCAAAUCACAACCGCUGAAUGAAAUGCCUCGAAAGCAAAGUACCGAGAAGUUGAUCUUAUUAAACAAUCUUAGAAGCAGUAGAUUAUGAAGGAAACAGCUUAGAAGUAGUAGGUUCUGAAGCAGAUAGCUGCAGGCAAAAAAGAAAUAAAAUAUUCUGUAAACCUCC
This is a messenger RNA of Choloepus didactylus (southern two-toed sloth), 1708 nucleotides long. RefSeq names its product aldolase, fructose-bisphosphate B (gene ALDOB). Gene Ontology annotation, biological process: glycolytic process; fructose 1,6-bisphosphate metabolic process. Gene Ontology annotation, molecular function: fructose-bisphosphate aldolase activity; fructose-1-phosphate aldolase activity. The record is from RefSeq and is a predicted model, not a curated record. Lineage: Eukaryota; Metazoa; Chordata; Mammalia; Pilosa; Megalonychidae. Gene Ontology annotation, cellular component: cytosol. Bases 160 to 1254 code for a protein of 364 amino acids. The transcript is spliced from 9 exons.